Molecule: messenger RNA, 684 nt
Organism: Acanthosepion pharaonis
Lineage: Eukaryota; Metazoa; Mollusca; Cephalopoda; Sepiida; Sepiidae
Source: the annotation of a GenBank genome assembly
AUGUUCUGUAACAGUAAGAGAUUCUUGAAAAGCAAUGGAGUCAGCCUCUUCUUGAGCAGGCCCAUCAGUCUGUUCAGGAGUCAGCCUCUUCUUGAGCAGGCCCAUCAGUCUGUUCAGGGAGUCAGCCUCUUCUUGAGCAGGCCCAUCAGUCUGUUCAGGAGUCAGCCUCUUCUUGAGCAGGCCCAUCAGUCUGUUCAGGAGAGUCAGCCUCUUCUUGAGCAGGCCCCAUCAGUCUGUUCAGGAGUCAGCCUCUUCUUGAGCAGGCCCAUCAGUCUGUUCAGGAGUCAGCCUCUUCUUGAGCAGGCCCAUCAGUCUGUUCAGGAGAGUCAGCCUCUUCUUGAGCAGGCCCAUCAGUCUGUUCAGGAGUCAGCCUCAGGCCCAUCUCUGUUCAGGAGUCAGGAGCCCCCAUCAGUCUGUUCAGGAGUCAGCCUCUUCUUGAGCAGGCCCAUCAGUCUGUUCAGGAGGAGUCAGCCUCUUCUUGAGCAGGCCCAUCCAGUCUGUUCAGGAGUCAGCCUCUUCUUGAGCAGGCCCAUCAGUCUGUUCAGGAGUCAGCAGCCUCUUCUUGAGCAGGCCCAUCAGUCUGUUCAGGAGUCAGCCUUCUUGAGCAGGCCCAUCAGUCUGUUCAGGAGUCAGCCUCUUCUUGAGCAGGCCCAUCAGUCUGUUCAGGAGUCAGCCUCUUCUUGA